AUGAUCCUAUCUGAGGAGCGCAUUCUCCUGUUGCAAGAUCCAGUACCUGACGAUUUGAACGAUUGGCCCGAUUUCACCCUGACUGACGCAAAAAUACGGGUUGCUGGAAGCUCGAACUACGCCAAUCUGCUCGAAGCCAACCCCGGUUAUCCGCUCUCUGUGACUGGCAGAUUAUCUCGCUUGGAUAACCAGCGAGCGAAGCUCGUUAUACAUCCCAGAUACACCCAGGUUCAGCUCAGGAUUGAUAAUUGUACCCAGUACGCUUUUGGUCAAGAUCCGUCAGGCAAGUCAGUGAUCUGGGCUGGUGGCAAGGCGGGUUGGUACGAGAUCGUCCCCUCUACCAAAUACACAGCAAUAUACGAAGAAAUAGUCAAGGCGAUCGACCUGAUAUACUUUUUGAGCGAUACCCAUCAGACAUUCGCCUCCAGACGACCAAUACGGGGAGCAAAAGUUGAAGAGCUACUGGUCCUGUACCAGCAGCACACAGAUUAUCGAGUCGAUGACAAUGCUGAAGCCGAAGCCAUUUUCGAAAAGUACCACUCGUUCUUGAUUAGACAAAUGUUGGAAGGCUGGGAGGGCAUCAAUUGGGCGCGGACUCAUCUCUGGAGCUACUUUUCGAGGUUGUACCCAGACGAGGUUGCUCAUGACCCGGUGACAGAAUCUGAAGAGGAUGAAGAGCAGAACGAGAAUCCCUCGACUUCGGAAGAUGAGCAACUGGGGUCUCCUCCUUUCUCGAGUAAUGACGAAGACCACGAAAAGGGUUGGGCUGAUGCAAUCUUUAAGGAGAUAAUGCAUUUAAAAGCAGAUGGGCACAUGUGUAAAAGACAUUGCAGCGUCGAUGGGAUUGCCAAGAUUCUCGUCAAACAAUACAACGUGGGCUCGAAAAAUGAAGCAAGUGGCAUUAUCAAAGAUGCUGCUCAAUCGCUGCUCAGGCGCCUGGAUGCUGAUCCUGAUCAGGGCAGGAAUAGAACUUGGAGCACAAAAGUGCUUUACCGACAAUUGCGAAGAUUAGUCAAUAGCGAGCAGGAGCUGCAGGACGAUGAAAUUACAAGUGAUAUUGUUACACCUGCCAAAGCACCUGCCAGUCGCCAUCAUCAGAAAUCCAUCCUCAGACUUUCAACUGGCGCCGGAAAAGGGAAAAAAAGGAUGCUGAAAGCUCAGAACCCUCCAGAGGACGAUGAUGAAGAGGAUGGCAAUGAUGAAGAAGCAUUGCAUUCUCCACUAGUCACAGAGACACCGACGAAAAAGAGGAGGCUAGGCUCGGACUUAAGUAAUUCUCUGGGACGACAGCCCACCGACGCGAGCACGAUGCCCACCAUCGUGAAUGGUCUGGCAUCUAAUUUUCAAUCGGAACAGCUUGAUUUGAUCAGAAAAGAGAGUCUCGCGAACGGUCGCUUGCACGUCAACCAUUUGGAGGCACUUGUGGAAGGUUUUAUGCAGGGGCGAAAUUGA
Molecule: messenger RNA, 1452 nt
Organism: Endocarpon pusillum Z07020
Lineage: Eukaryota; Fungi; Ascomycota; Eurotiomycetes; Verrucariales; Verrucariaceae
Exons: 2
Coding region: 1-1452 (483 amino acids)
Source: RefSeq, a predicted model, not a curated record